Messenger RNA from Tachyglossus aculeatus (Australian echidna), 793 nucleotides. RefSeq names its product MOB kinase activator 2 (gene MOB2). Gene Ontology annotation, biological process: positive regulation of protein phosphorylation; signal transduction. NCBI's taxonomy places the organism in Eukaryota, Metazoa, Chordata, Mammalia, Monotremata, Tachyglossidae. The record is from RefSeq and is a predicted model, not a curated record. Gene Ontology annotation, molecular function: protein kinase activator activity. Gene Ontology annotation, cellular component: nucleus; cytoplasm. Bases 95 to 772 code for a protein of 225 amino acids. The transcript has 5 exons.
ACUGGACUAAGCGCUUAGGAAGUCCAAGUUGGCAACGUAGAGAGACGGUCCCUACCCAGCAGUGGGCUUCCAGUCGGUCGGUCGGUCUGUCGCCAUGGACUGGCUCAUGGGGAAGUCCAAGGCCAAGCCGAACGGGAAGAAGCCGGCCGCCGAGGAGAGGAAACUCUACCUGGAGCCGGAGUACACCAAGUCCCGGAUCACCGACUUCGAAUUCAAGGAGCUGGUGGUCUUACCGCGGGAGAUCGACCUCAACGAGUGGCUGGCCAGCAACACCACGACGUUCUUCCACCACGUGAACCUCCAGUACAGCACCAUCUCCGAGUUUUGCACGGGCGAGACCUGCCAGACCAUGGCCGUGUGCAACACGCAACACUACUGGUACGACGAGCGGGGUAAGAAGGUGAAGUGCACGGCCCCUCAGUACGUCGACUUCGUCAUGAGCUCCGUGCAGAAGCUGGUCACCGACGAGGACAUCUUCCCCACCAAAUACGGCAAGGAAUUCCCCCUGUCCUUCGAGUCGCUGGUGAAGAAGAUUUGCAAAUACCUGUUCCACGUCCUGGCCCACAUCUAUUCGUCCCACUUCAAGGAGACCCUGGCCCUGGAGCUCCACGGACACUUGAACACGCUCUACAUCCACUUCAUCCUCUUCGUCCGCGAAUUCAACCUGGUGGACUGCAAGGAGACCACCGUCAUGGGCGACCUCACCGAAGUGCUCUGCGGGAGCGGGGCCGGGGCCGGGGCCGGGGCACAGAACCACGUCAAGGAGAGAUGAGCCCCACCCCCCCCACCCCCG